GGAAAAUUGCUUAGAUUGUUACUGUAGUGAAAGUUUGUGGGUGCUGCGUUUACUGCUGCGUGAGAUUAUUAUUCUGGUACAGUACAGACACCUGCUGUUUGACACAGUAAUGGAGAAACAUACGUUUGUGCAAAGUUACGAGGAACAGUGUCUGCCGAAAUUUUGUAGUCGAUUACAUAGACGAUACAGUCCGUAUGGCCAGCACAGAAAGUUACCAGAAGGUCCUUGUGGCUCACAUGGACAUCAGACUUCUCUUAAUGAUGUCUACUUUUUGAGUCGCAGUGAGAAUAAGAUGCAUAGUACUAAUGAAAAAUCAUGGUAUAAAGUAAUGAUACCGUAUGGGGACAGAUACAACAUAUCUUGGCUUCUGAAUUCCAUUAAAAAACAAUGUGCUGUUUCUUUCAGUGAAGUGCAGUUCCAGCACUGCCAUGGAAAGGCAAUUUUCUACGUGGAAAGUGAAAUGGUAGCCGUAGCACUGGAAAAUGUGUCAAGAAAAAUAGAAGGGGAGAAUGGUCAUAAGAUUGUGAUCAAUGUCCUGCCAUGCAAUCCACCUCUUUAUGCUAUGAAGAACUUCUGCUGCAAGGAUAUCAGUCCUCUUCUAAGAGUGUGUAUAGAAAAGCGUUACAAUAAGAAAUAUCAGUCUCUGAAUUUAAGCUGCAUACGGGCUGAUGGAGAGCUCACAUCUUCUGGGGUCAGUUUGCAUUUGAACAUAGUUGAAUACAUGGAGUGUGUCUUGAAGAUAAUUGAAAAGAGCUGCCCUGAGAUCAUGUCAUUAGACCUGAGCAGAAAUAAUCUGAACAGUCUCUCAGGUCUUUCCACAUUGGUGUAUACAUUUCCUACACUGAAAAAACUAAACCUUUCUGAAAAUAAAAUACCAUGCAUAGAAGAGUUGAAUAUAAUUAAGGGGCUGAAAAUUACAGAACUGUUCCUGGCAGGCAAUCCACUGUGUGAUUCAUUUGAAAAUCCCUCAUUCUACCUGAGUGCUGUAAGGCAACGGUUCCCAGAGCUGAGGAUGGUGGAUGGUAUUGAAAUUCCUCCUUUGGUAGUUGUGACCAUUGAAAUGAACAUUGCCCUUCCACCUUUAAAGGUAACUCAGUUAUUGGUCAUAGUUAAUAACAGCUAUUAA
This is a messenger RNA of Protopterus annectens (West African lungfish), 1126 nucleotides long. Its product is annotated as nuclear RNA export factor 1-like. The record is from RefSeq and is a predicted model, not a curated record. Lineage: Eukaryota; Metazoa; Chordata; Ceratodontiformes; Protopteridae. Gene Ontology annotation, biological process: poly(A)+ mRNA export from nucleus. The coding region runs from base 110 to 1126 and encodes 338 amino acids. Gene Ontology annotation, cellular component: nucleus; cytoplasm. Gene Ontology annotation, molecular function: protein binding; RNA binding. The transcript is spliced from 12 exons.